AGCAAACUUUUGCUUUGCCGACUGUACACCAUAGCGUGCUCCUCCGUGACUUUUAAUUAGUGUUUACUUUUACAAGAAUUACAAGGGUUUUAGCAUCAAAUUGUUGCGUUUACAGGGCUGUAGAUGCAAUCCGCUCCAACCGAUCAGGAUGGAUUGCGGAAAAGACGAGGAUCGAAAAAAACCAGGUAUUUUCACGAGUAAGGAUAUAAUUUAACCGUACAAUCCUAAGCUCACAGAAGAAGCAGAGUGAAGUUUUCAAACCUUUCAACAGUUUAGAGGGCUUUAUAAGGGUGGUUAUUAUUUCUCGAGAGCGUUUGACAAGGAAAAUUUUGAAGUCUAGUUCGAGGUCAGACCCUCGGAUUUUGCGGUGAAAUGCUGUACCAACUAAAUGUGGUAGCUAUGUUAUUUAAGUCUUGAAGUGUCUCGUAAGGUCGCCUUUCAGCUUAAGCCCAAGCUACAGUUUGUAGGCUAGAGUCAAUCACUUUCUUGAAGGCAUUACAAACAUCGCGUUAUUCAAAUGAAUCUAUAGUUAAGUCCCGCUUACGAUGAGGUAAACAUCAUAUCUACAAAAAGAACAGAAGAGUUGAGAGGGACCCAUGGGAACAGAAUUCCCUUGAUCAAGUCAGGACAUUUUAAAUAGAUUCUACUAUGGUUUAGUUACCUCCAUUUAUAUCGCACUUUAGAUGAAAGUGUGCGUUUACAAUCUCUCUGAUCUUUCCGCAAAGCAAACUAGUUCAGAGUUGUUGAUCUAGACAAAAUAUCAGUGAGAGAGGAAGCCUCAAAUUUCUCCUUUCUGGUCCUACUUUGAUUAAAAAAAAUACAGUUUCACCGGACACAAACAAGAGCCUAAACACAGAGGGCCAAUUUGAGUGAAUUAUCUAUUGCGUUCCCAGCAAUUUGUUUGCUCGUUUAAUAAGCUUAAUUAUGCUGAUAAUGAAUCAAUUUAGAGUAAACUAACUUCCUGUUUUUAUCAGCCUUGAGAGACAACGGUUUUACGAAACAGUCUUCAUGAAAUAAAGAUCAAAAGAUAGCGCUGUAACUUUCAUCCAUAAAGUAGUUUUCCAUGUUCAUCAAAUUCUACUCCAGAUUUUUGCCGUGUAUCACAUUUAUGUGCUUCGAAAAAAACGAUAGACAGCAUUUAAAAAGGUUUAGCAGACCAAGGCAGAUUUGAUUUCAAUUUGACAACAACUUCACCUGUUUUCCAUGAUGCAAAAAUAGAAUUGCGAGGCCAGAAUUUGUUAUCUAUUCGAUCUCAAGUUUGAAGAAUGAAAAGAGAGUCAGCCGCUCGCGUUAUGAUCGUCAACACGUUUGGUAAAUAAUUCGUUUGUGAUUUAUAAUAACCAAAAGGUCAUACCAUGUGGUUAAAUCAUAGCCUUGAAAAUGACAGUUGUCGGUAGCAGUUAUCAAUAAACAGUAGAGUUUAUGUUAGCGGGCAUAAAUAUGUCUUGGACUUGACACAGAGUCAUUUUAGCCCGAGCCGUUUGGCGAGGAUUAAAAUGAAAGAGGUGAAAGGGUACCAUAGACGUUGCUCUAGAGAAAUGUCUCAACUAAUUAUGUCCGGGAGUUUAGGGCGAGCUUUAUUUUCAUUGCACUGUACAAUUUUUUCUAAUUUUUUAAGUCAGUGGAUUAACCGUAAAUGUUUAACCAUUCAAAUCGCACUUUCUAUCGGUUUACCGGCGUAAUAAGCCUCUUAGUCGAGAAAAUUUUGUAAUUCACGAACCGGAGGGCGAGUGAUUUGCAAACUUUUCGAGUGUUUUCCCAAAAUCCUAAAUGGGUUAUUACGCCGGAAACCGUUAGAGGGUGCGGUUUCUUGCUUUUGUAAAAUGACUUCAAGGUUAUUAGUUCAAUAAACGAUAUGUUUUUGACCAAUCGGGGUGCUCGUAGUAUCUAAGAAAUUUCAUAAUUAGUUCACGAGUCUUUCUUUCUUUUAAGUCUGUGGAUGGAAAACCUAAUGUUGAUUGACCAUUUGAAAAAUGCCAUCGAGCAGAUCUUUCAUGUAGUAAUGUACUUGAAGUUCAGUUUAUUUGUUCAGAGUGGAUCUCAAUUAGGCGUGAAAUCUUUUAGCAAAUAAUUAGAUCGCCCAUUCCUACUAGCUUAUUCUCAUCGAUUUGUUUAUCCCAAGCUAUAACUAUAAAUAUAUAUUUAACUCUAUAAUUUUGUAACUUUAAGCAUGAGUAACUAUGUAUGCGUAGUGCAAUUUCUUAAGAGCAAGAGAGUCUAUAGCAUGACACUUAGCGAUUUUGUUUGUCUCAAUUUCAUUUGAUUUUAUGCAGUAUUUAACGGGAUAUUUUUACUCUUAUGAAAAAAAAUCGUGAUUACCGCAAAUCACGUUCCGUUGCGAACCUUUUUGUAAUUACUUAAUAAAAUGCGCGCAAUGCGAAGAAUUUUAAUUCAAAUGAAAUCCUUUCCAUCGUUCUGCCCAUCAAACAACCAAUUUAAACCACCCAGGCAUUUGAGGUUGCUCUUCAAACUCUUGAGUUUUAUCUCGUUCAAACUUUAUAAGAAUAAAUACAGACGGAACUGAUCACCUCGAUACGGGUGACUAGAAUGACGUCAUCUGGUGCGUGUGGUGGCAGUUCGAGGCCAUAGGUUACGUUAGCGAAUGGUACACAAACACGGCGAUCGCUUGUUUGCUUAAAGUUACGAAAGAAUACAGGAACUGCGAAAGAAUAUAUAAGUAGGGUGCUCUUCAUUCGACAGGAUUUGGAACAGCUGUGAUUUUAAACGUGAUUUAACAAUGUGUAUUAAUAAUAAACAUAUUAUUGAAGCAUGCAUGAAACAUGCUGUAUCAUGGCAAUUCCAAGCCUACCCGAGGCAAAUCAAACAAUCAAAAAUACGGCAGAUCAACAAAUACACGGACGUCUUUUUUCGGCCAAUUAAACAAAAGGCUUUGUUCUUUUGUUCGAAGCUGUCAAGCCGAUUAAGAAAUCAUUCAAAGCUCCUUUCAAAAGGUGCAGAUUUUGAAUUCUUAAUUGUACCCGACAGAACCGUUCAAGGGAUCAGUGGAGAUUACGCGUAGGGCUAGAACACGGAACAAACUUUCUUGAUCUCGUGAGCUGUAAGAGAUCUUUUGUUUUGACAAAGGCUAAGAAUAUCUGUAUAUAAAAGAACGCGUGACUCUCAGUUUGUUAAGGAACGACUGGCGCUGCAAGUGAAAAGUUCAAGUUUUCAGGAUUGUAAUUUGCGAUAUUAAGACUUGAAGCGAGCUCUCGCAACAAUGUUCUCGCAAAAAGGACUUCAGAGACAUCCAGUAAAUAAGUGGAAUGAGCGAGAUGUCUGCAGAUGGCUGAAGAAAAGAGGGUUAGGAAAACUUUGGAGAAAUUUCCAUGGUAGGCAUAUAGAUGUUUAUAUGAGCUGCGCGACUUCUUCGCCCCACUUAACUUAAGACAAACAAGUUCACGAGGAAAUUAGCUUUUGCAGUUAAACCACUGUACUCUAAAGGAUUGACUUUUUAAUUUUGUUUUUCUUAUUAAAGAUAAAAAGAUUGAUGGCAAAGUUUUACUACAAAUCACAAGUCAAUAUCUUGGUAAGUAUACAUUACAAUAUACAUUAUAGGUUGGACCAUUCAUUUUAAAAUGAUCUAAACAGAACUUUCCUACAUUAAAUAGUUUGAACAACGAUAUAUUCGGCCAAUUUUUUUCAAGCCCAAUCUGCCGGUCAAAGACCUUAAACCCGGUCAUCAACAAAUCGCUAGGAAGCCGUUACAGCUUGUAAAAUUCAUAAUUAUGUAUGUAAUCUGAAAACGUGCGUCUCUGAAUACUACCAACACACAGAAAACCAUUCAUCUGAAUCCAUUUAAACACACGCGAUUCGUGUCGCAGAAUAUCUAGUUAAUCCUAGCACGCAAAAACUUCUAUAAAUAAACUCAGCAGCUAUCACUUUCAUGUAUUUUGGUGGAAUACGUUUUGUUUUUCUUUAAGACGUGAUCAGAUGACGCGCAUAGGCAUAUAAUCGCAAAGUUUCAUAUUAUUUCACGCUACAACUAAAGAACAAGUCUCACUACGUGCAAUAUUUUUCCAUGUAACCGAUCGUUCGAUCAUUGUCCGACUGUUUUACCAAAACCCUUCAUAUGUGUACAAGCAGAUUGACAUAUUAAGAUUCCUGGUAUUGUUAGACACUAAGUCACGUACAGGAUAUAAUUUCAAAAUAUUUUGUCAGCAAACUUAACUCAGGAAAUUAAGGAUGACGUAACGCGUUCGGCAAACAACCCUUCCCAGUUACGCAACAGUCACGUGUUGAAUUAGCGAUCUUCAUCAAACUCAUAUGCGUUGUUGAUCGAGUGUUCGAAAGUGUAUAUUCUACUAAUUAGAUAUUGGCUGAGCUUAUUUUUCGAACCAUCCUUUUGGCCAAAUUGUGGACCGCAAUGAAACUGAGGUCCUUAGAAACGGUAAUGACUAUGACAAAAAAAAGGUCCCCGACUUUCUCGAACUUAAGCUUGGAUAAUGAAGGAUUCGAAGCGAGCAUUUAAUUCGAAGUGAAAGAUACUACCCCAUAACGUGACUCAUUCAAUUAAACGACACGAUCCACACGAACUCACCAGUGCAUCGCGAGACAAACUAGUCAAUUUGUAAGUACUUUAGCGAAAGUAAAUUCAACACGAUGAAAGACCAUCAUUCUUUUUGUCAUGAUUUCAAAGCGAGCAGCAUAGGUCAAUCUUACUUGCACUUGAUCAGUUAGCCAAUAGCACACUUCUUCGCUUAAUCUUGCUUGUGGAGCCAGCCUAAAAAGGUCUUACUUGCUAAACGGCAGGUACGGUAAAUUAACAUUUGAAAUAUUGAACUAUCUCAUUCAAAUCAACUUUUUAAAUGUGGUAAACCAUAGAACUAUACUUUUGAAAGCUUGCAGAGGAUAGUUAAUCAGAAUCGACCGACAUUCGUUAUUUUCACCAUCGGGGUUUUGCAAAUUUAACUGCUCUCCGUUGCAUGGCCGAUUAGCACUUGUUGGACGUAUUUCAGCGCAUUUUGCUCCAGGACUUUCGUUCACUAGCCCAGUCUUGAUUAAAAAGAUGAAAUAAUCUUCAAUUGUGCUUACAGUUAGAGUUGUGUGUAACUCUACCUGUAAAAAGAACAAUGCAUAUUACCAUUCUGAUACGUUUGACUACCAAUGAAAAGCGAAGGCGAGUGUUUGUGAACUUUUGCUUAUAACAAAAGACAGGCCAAUUCGUUUAACGAGGGGUAAACCCUGUAGAGACCCGGGUAGGGGAAGGCUGCGUAAAAACAACCCGUGGGGUUUUAAUCUCCCUCUAUAAUCUUUUAUUUGUUUCGCUCUUUUUAAAAUUUGUUUCUACGACGCAAUAGCACACCACCGUCCUCUAAAAAAUGACUUUUAUUCACUUAUCUUCAGUUAAACGAAUAUGUUUUUUUCCUCAUUUCUUUUUUUUUUUCUUUUUUUUUUUUUUUUUUUUUUUGAACAAUUUUGGUUUUAAUGUUAAAAGGGAAAUUUUUUCGAAUAAACAAUGUUCAGUUAUCUAUUUUUCCUUUUCCUCUGUUAUAUUUCAACAAGAAAAGCACUGAACGAAAAAAGAUUUACAUUCUUUAUGUAUUUAGAAACUGUAACAGUGUAGCGUUGAACUGUGUCUCCUUGUCAAAGGGGCAAACAGGAUAAUCGGAGUCAUAUGACAAUUGGCUGAGUCCUCUCUCAAAAAUUAGAUUAUCAUAGGUCGGUUAUACUUGAUUGCGAAAAAAGGGACAAAAUGGUUUAAAUAUUUUUUUUGCUCAGAUCACAUUAUGUUUUUCUGAAGUUUAAGCCUUCUUUUUCAUGUCGUGUUUUAUUAGGUGAUCGAUAUUUGAAACUGAACACCACUAAUCCUACUUAUUGACUGACAGGUUCACUAGAUUCCGUGACUUAUUUGACGCUCGAAUGUCUGAAACAAACAAAAUGUUUGAAACAUUAAAAUCACACGGAUUUUACCUCAAGAAAACAACCAAGUUUUUAAAAAUCUUCAUACGAUUCUCCGUACAAAAACGCGACAGAAUCUUCCAUCGUUUGUUGGGCGUUCGGAUUAGCGUGCUAAUCCCCAAACAAACCGCUAAAUGUUUUUAAACGCACUGUUGAGCCUGGCAAAAUUGUCAAAUACUUUACACCUUGGACGGAAGCCAUUUGAGUGCAAAAGUCGCGUACCUGCUCUGUUAAAACUCAAGUCACCGAAUACAGAUCAAAUAUUAUCGUUUUAAAUCUGGUUAUGGCGUUGCCCACACCACAUGUCUGCAUAAAUUCCUUUGCCAUCAAUUAUCUCGAUGAUUAGUGUUCUCUCUCGAGACAGAUUACCGACCGGAUUCUAUUACAAAUAUUUCUAGUACCUUAGCAGCAAAAAGAUCUGCGACCAAGUCGCUUGUGUAUGAUCAUCUUCUCCCGGGUAAAACAUGAGUGUUUUCUUCUCUGACUAUGGAGUUACGAAAGGUAAGAAAUCUUGGGUCCAUAAUCUCGCCCUGUACCGACUAAAAGUUUUCAUUUCCGAAUGCUACUUAACACAUCGAAAUGUACUGCGGUAUUUUGUUUUCCGGCCCAUACACCAUUGUUUAAAACGAUCUCAUUGUGGGAGUUUUUUCGCGUUGUAAAACCAUUCACACGAAUUUUCUUGCUUUGACUUGCCGUGGGUUUUUCAGACUAUAUAGUUAAGAGUUAACAAUUGUGAUUUCUGGUCAGAGGAAAGGCACAUCGUUACGACGAUCAGGAGUACUUUUAACGUGUGUGUGAUCUUAGCUUGGUGUUCCAAUGUAUUUCAAUUUCAGUGCUACAUUUUAGACCGCUUGUGAAGAUGACUUAUACAUCGAAAAUAAAGGGUUAUAAGGAAUGGCUAUCACACACGCGCUUCGCCUUAAUAGGUUACUGUCGAAAAAUUAGCAUAUUUAUCCUCGUCUCACAAGGAGGCCUUGAUAUCAUUCCUCGGAUCAAAUAAUUUCAAAAUGCCUUCAGUCUUCUCCGACAGUAAAUACUCGGCUGAGUUAAUUUAUUAUGUCUUCAGUCUUCCCCGACAGUAAACACCCAGCUGAGUUAAUUUCUUUUGCCUUGUCUCCGUUUUUUUCAUAGGCAUUCGAUACGUCAAAUCAAAUUAAUGAACUACGUUCUCGUUGAGGGAUUUUCUAAUUUUAAAGAUUAAAGUAAAAUGCCGAAGAAAUAAUAUUUAGGCUGCCUUAGACAUGAGCUUGAUUCGCUUGGUAACCUCCUUCGGGCGAUAGUUGAGAAUCAUUGCAGUGUCUGCUAAAACUCUGCCAAAAUAAAUAACAUUUUUAUGAAGGUGCCAGGUUCUCAGAAUAAAUUAAUAGCGAAAUAGAGCUGCGUGAGUUUAACCUGAUUAGACAGAUCCUUGAGAUGCCGACCACAAAAAGUAAUGUGUCAACAGCUUCCGUCCAUCUUUUAAGGAUCCUUAUUUACACAUUAUCAUACUUUUUGGUCGAAGGAUUAAGAUAUUUGCCUGCGUAGCGAUCAGAAAGUCGGGCGAAGAGACAAAGCGAACACACGCGGAGCCCCUUUCAUCCAUGCGUGCGUGACUCCCUUGCACGCGCGCACAUUUCUAAUACGUGUAAUGCUGGAGAUGAAGCCAGCGUUCAGUUCAUUCAUUCAGUACACAGAACACAUGUAAAAAAAAACGGUAUUUGUUACGUGUCGUUUAAUUAAAGACAUUUUCUAACUGAUCUUUUGAAACACGGGUAAGGUUAUGGCGCGCGUGGAACAAACAAGCUUAUCGAGGAAACAGCCUUCCUCGUUAGUACUUGGGAAAGAGAAUGUUUUGAUUUUCAUUUCUUAAAUAUCUUAUUGCAUUUCCAGAUCGCCUCGGAGUAUCAAACCCAACAUCACGUGAUAAGCUUUUAGCAGCUGUUCACGAACUCAAGUUGUUUGGGGGCUCUAUUCCAGAUGAGAGAAUGUUUCGCAGUCCACGGCCCAAAAGGAGGUCCCUUCCAGCCCGGCCUGUCGGCAUGCAAGAAAUUUUACUAAAGGGAUCGUUGUCCGAUUCGACAGAGAAAGGUAACUCAGCAGUUAGUAUAGUUGAUUGAUGUCUGGAAAGCGAGCCUGGUUUAGGAGUUUGUGCAUUGGACUCGGGAGAGCCGGGCUCAAGCAUUGAGCACUGAGGUGACGGGUCUUUCUGCUAUGUUCAUGGGCAAGGCAGUUUGUUUUUAUUCUGAAUUUCUCCUGGGACUGACAAGAAACGAGUACCGGAAAAUGUUGAGGAGACCUGGCGAAAUGCUAGAGAUAUGACGGCAACGAACUUGCGUCAUGUCACCCAAACAAAAUUAAAGUUACAGUAGCCGAAAUAUGAUCUGGCGGUGUGGGUCAUCUAGUUUCUAUAAAGAUGUCACAUCUGUAGAAAAGCUCUGAUCGUUUUAAUUCCUUUUUCUGGCAUUUGUUUUCAGGGGUUUCUGAGAGAGAACUCGUGGAGAGGAAAACACCGCAGAGGGUUCUUCAAGAACAGACUGAGGAGAUGUUAUCUGAGCCAGAGAAGGUGAUUUACUACGUCAUUGAGAACGAAAUAGCACUGGGUUUUUAAGAAAGGUGGGAGACGCUUAGGCCUGGAGGCUAAUGUACUGGACUCCAGCUCGAGGGGCCCGGGUUCGAGUGUUAGCCAUGUUGCUGUGUUGUGGUGCUGAAUAAUACGCUUUGCUUUACAGUACCCCUUUUUUAUGGCCACCCAUGAGCAUAAAUGAUUAUCCGUUAACUGUUAGUGAAACCUAUUAAAAUCCCGUGAGGUCACUUACAAUGGAUAUUUUACUGUUUAGGGGAAGAAGCAGAAUUUCUAUUCCCUUCCUGCUUCCAACGGAAAUAGACCAUAAUACUGAUUGACCUAUUUUGUGGAAGCAGACUCUCUGAUAAUAAAAUUAAACUCUAAAUUGAUUUUUAGGGAACAGUGCAAGUGCGCACACCUGGCCUAACCCCUGACACCGAAAUUACAAACAUCGAAAUCACCAAUCGGACAACAAGGUACGAUAUCUUUACAAACCGACGCAUUUUAAGGUGGCUCUCACAAUUUUUACUUCAGUGAAUAAAUAUUGUUAUUAGGAUUAAAUGCAAAAUUUAAGGACUUUUCAGACAGGUUGUGUCGUUGCUAUGGUUAACGUUUAAUACAUACCAUCUAAAAAUUGGACAUCCACUGGCAGAGGGUAGUGGCACCUACUCCAUUGUAGCUCAAGUAUUGUAAAUUGUUUCGAGCCACCUUAAAAUAAGCCACAUAACAAACUCUGCUUUGUCUGCAAAAUGUUACGCUGAGUUUUUGCUCAUUCUGUGCAAUUUUACCUUUGUUCCAGUAAGGAGCUAGUCCAUAUGCUGCUAGAGAAGUAUCACGAGCUUUCAAAGGAUCAUAAUCUGUUUUAUAUUGCGGUGGAGAUUGAAAUUCAGAAGAAAGGUAUUUUUAUUGACUGGUUAGAUUGAUUGACUGACUAACUUCUGAAUGACUGACUGUUUGCCUGACUGACUGACUGAUCGACGACCUACUGAUUCUCUGUCUACCUUCCUGACUGACGGUUUGGAGCCCUCCCUGGCUGUCUCACUGCUCGAUUGGCUGACUGAUAGACUGAUAGACUGACUGACCUACUGACUGACUGAUUGAGUGACCGACUGACCGACUACCUGACUAACUGACUGACUAAUUAACAGACACACUGACGGACGAACCGACUGCCUAAUUGACUGAUCGUUUGAAGCCCUGACUGUCCGCCCGCUCGAUUGCAUGGCUGAUGACUGACCGUUUGGGUGACAGUCCCACUGACUGUCAGACCGGCUGACUUACUAAAUGCCUAGCUUACUGUCUAGCUAACCUACUAACAAACAGACUGACAUACUGGGAGGCCAAUCGACUGAUUUGACUUGUCGUCUAACUGUUAGGCUGUAUGACUGUCUGACUGACCUCUAACCUUCUAACUGAUCGACUAACUUAGCUACUUUAGGAGCUCGUGACUUCCUACUAAUUGAUUGAUUGAUUGAUUGAUGGACUAGCCGAGCGACCGAUGGAUUGAUUGCCUUACCGCUUUUCUGACUGACUUACUGCUUCACAGACUGACUGACGGACAGGUAGCAGACUUUCUCAUACAAUAGUUUCUCUUUCCUUUGAUUAGAUUCUAGUCUCCCGAUGUCACAGAUGAUGGUACUGGCUGACGAUGCCCGUCCUUUGCAAAUUCAAUCCCGUCAACCAACAGGGGAGGCCAAGUAAGUCAACCACAUCGAUGCCAUUCUCCAAGGAAAGGUUACCCUACAGUCAAACUGCUGCAUAGCAUACAACUAUUUUUAAAUGUCAAAAAGACACAAGAGAAGCAUAGUAAUGAAAAUUUCCCAACAAAACCGAAACUAUUGAGGGAUAUUACGAAAAGCCAAGAGUUAUGAGUCAUAUGUUAUGACGUUACUUAAUCGUAUCCACAACAAGAUACGUGUAACCAAAACAAUCGCGAUUUGCCGUGCAGAUCUACACGAUAGAGUCACGCAAGACUGGUCAUCUGUGACCAUCAUAGGAGGCAGUCACGCAACACACUCGCUUGAAUGAUUUUUAUAAAAUAUCUAUAGUUAGAGUUUGUCUUAGGAAAGCCUCACUCUUGGCUCGAUUUAAGUAGCUUAAAGUGAAGUCUAACACCGUAUUUUAUUCUGCUGAAUAUCAUAUCAAUUGCGACUUUUAGAUGUACUUUCACUUUCAGUAAAACGUGAUUAAGAUAUGGCUCAGUGAUAUGACUAAUUUACAAACCAACAGAGAAAGAUAAAAGCUUUAUUACAAAGGGCGUUGUUUAAAAUCAUGUGCACGCCACGGGAGAUUGUACUUACGUGAGCUGCAUUUACCAUAUGCCAUGACAAAUAUCAUAAGUAUCAUGAUUUCUGUUGAAGAUUGUUAAUAUUGACACCUAAGCAUAAGUCAUCGUAUGCCGGGGAAAAAAAAUUCAUACACUCCACCCCCUCUUCAUUUAAGUGAAGGGACCAUCGGAAAUCAUUACUUAAAUUUGUAUCGCUUUUUGUUAAAAGAUUUCAUCUGAAGAUGAGAAGCGGUGGACUGCUAAGAGUUCAAGCUGGAAUUUUGAGCCCUGGGGUAAGUUUUUUUUAAACUGAAACAGUCAUUACGUAAGGGAAGUUAGCCGGCCUCUCUUAAAGUUUCUCAUGUUCGUUCGAAAACAGUAAAUAACAUAAUUAUGCUGAAUUAUACUACUGGGCUUGAAGUACUUAUUAGGGUUUGGGUUAACCACAAGCGAUCGUUCAUCACCUGUUUUAAUUUAUUAUGUCAACCAUCUCUUAGAUCAGCAGAAUGAAUUAAAAUCAAUUGAAUCGACUGUUAUCACUACAUUUUCGAUCUAUUUUGGACGAGAUUUAAAAAAAACCAUUCUUAUUACAUAAAGGAUUAUGAUUUUAUUACAAUUCAAACACAGAACAUGCAAGGGAUAGAUUUCUCUUUUUCACCUUCAUGAGAAUAAAAAUUCUCCGGUUGACAUUAUUGCAGUGUGGUUAAAACUGUGCCUAAGACAGAUAUGGCGAUGCGACCUUUGAAAUCGCACAAUUCUGCCCACAGCAAAAGCGAAGGAAGGUUUUUUUAAAUGAGCUUUAUCGUGCCUCUCAGUCCCAACGUAUUUAUUGUUUCUUUUCUUCAUUUCUUCUUCUAGGCAACCUACAAAUGCGUGCAGAUAUCUCGGAAAACCAGAGCUGAAGAGGUCGUAAAGAUGAUUUUGUCUAGCUAUGGCAGCGAUGCGCCGCCUGAGAAGUUUGUCCUAGUGGAAAGAUUGUCAGAUUCAGAAGGUAAACGUUGCCGUAGAGGACCAUGAAAAUGCGUGCAAAAUCUGCGCUCAAAUAACUAGAGUUGUAGGAGAAAUUUUGGAUUACUCGUCAAAAGUAAAAAAAUUCUAGACUGCUAUGGUUUUGCUUUAUUUCGCAAUUUGAUGGGUCUAAAAUCCCCAAACGCCUCGCAAUUUCCCGCGCUUGACGCUGUUUCCCGUCUUUACUAUCUUCCCAUUGGCUCCUUGUGAUAGUUACCUUAGUUUCGGUUGGCCAACGUUGGUUACCGUUGGAAAACUUGUGAUUACAUUGGGUUUUGGUUUUGCGACACUGAGAAAGUUAUCUGAAUUAAAGAGGUGAUCAGCAAAGUUUUUCGAGAGUUCUUCUCUCUGGUGAUAUUUCUAAAAAACUAUCUUUCUUUUAAUGGUGGUCUUGCAUGCUUUAAACAAGUUUUUUUACUUAAUUUUUUCUUUCAGCUGGUCGUAUCUUAGAGGCAGACGAGUGUCCAUUAGAAGUACAGUCUCAGUGGGAGACUGGUGAUCAGGGAACGUUCACUUUAACUCAAGCCGAGUUUGAGGUAAUCAUUGUUAACAGUUAUAAAAGUUCUUCAAAACUUUGGAUUUGCCAAAGAGAAAUGUUUUGUUGUAAGCGUGGGACAACGAAAAUAAUCUUACCAUUGAUGGAUGGUGUACUUUGCACUAUCUAAAAUCUGAGGACUCGAACCUCAGACCUUCGAUGUAGUGGUCGUCGUCAUAGUCUUAUAUGGUAGUGAAAUUAAUAAGCUCUUUCUUUUGUCCAGGGUGUCCUCCUUAGUGACGAAAAGAAUCCACCAAAUCAACAAGGAUCUUCUAGUGACAACGAAAUGAACACCACAAGUGUUAGCGACCAAAAAACUACCUCUUCCGCUUCAGAAACAGAAGACAAGGAAAAUAUGGAAGAAGCGCGCAAGGGCCAAACUUCAAUCGAUGCGUUAGACUUACAGACUGUCAAUCAAGUCAAGCGUAAAGUUUCGCAGAUAGACAAUUUGAGACACAAAUUCCAGGAAUACCAGGAAUUCCAUGGGAACCACAAGAAGACCACUCAAUCGAGUUCAAAUGAAGCAUUAGUUCAAGAGCCUAAGAAACGCAAAGUUUCGCAGAUUGAUCUCUUCAGGAGCAAAUUUCUAGCGUAUUAUGGUGGUAAAAUGGAAGGGCCUGGCGAUUUGGAUCCGUUGAGUGAGAUUGUGAAGGCAAGCGAAACUGCUGGCAAAAAUGGACUAAAAAAGAAAUCGUCUCCAUCGCGAUCCCCUUCGAGUGAACAUUCUGAUGCUGAAGAACUACCACGUUUCUCGUCUUCACCUCCUCCAUACCUCAGGGAUAACAACAACAACAACAAUAAUAAUAGUGACAGAAACAAAAGCAACAGCAGUAAAAUUAACGACGCUUCACUUAAAGACUUGAAAAUUAAGAACAACAGGAAGGAUCCUGCUCCCGAGAUAUCACAUCUACCACGUCUUAGUUUAGCAAGUGUUCUUCAACGCUGUAAACUCAUGACUGUGAUUCUCAACAGAGAAGCAGAGGAGUCUUGGGGCAUAGAGCUAGUUCACGUCACUAAAACAGGGUCUUCGGUGAGCCCGAAUGAUAAUAACGAGAAAGACUGUGACGAUGAGAAAGUAGUUUAUGUUCAACAUAAUGGACCCGGACAGAACUCGAUUAUAAACGCGUCUUGCGCAGGCAAUGUUGGUAAUCAGUUGUCUGAGCCGACCUCGCCCCUCUCCGAGAGCUCAUCAGGUUCCAGCGAGCAGGAAAUAGCGACCAUUUUAGGAACAGAGGAACGAUCAAGAUCUGUGACAGAGAAGUCGAGUGAAGACAUGCGACAUAUUGUACACAAACAGAACAUUCACAGAAGAAUGGGUACCAUAAUGAAACCUGCCUUAAGUCCCAUUUCAUCGAGGCCUUGUUCAGCAACUCAAAUGCGACCCUCUAAUCCCUUAACGCCAAGACCCUCUUCCGCACUUGCGCAAUGGAAAAAGGAGGGCAGUCCUCAGCCUCGUCCUGGUGUGCGCAUUGUGGCACUGACGGAGGGAGGGGUGGCGGAGAGAAGCAAAGAACUGGCUGUGGAUGAUUUGAUUGUCGAGGUAAGGAAAAAAAUGGAUUUUCCUGACACCAGAAUUUCAUUUCUAAUGCCUUUUCACCUGUAUACUAACUCAGGUUCGCGAUUGCUCCUCAGAUAAAUGGCCAGUUCGUGCUCAACUCUCCACUAGAACCUGUCAUCGCUGCGAUGAAAGAAGCUGAUUCAGUUUCUCUUGUUGUGGCGAGAUCCAAGCUCUCUGAAGUAAAACCGGAAGUAAGUAUUCACUAUAUCUAAGUCAGAUCAGCUAUUGAUAAUCAGAGAACAUUUCGAUCGACUUUCAUAAAAGCAAUCAUUAUGUAGUCAAAACGACCAGUCAGAACAAAAAAAAAAUCACAACUUAUUAACGAUCCAUCAACGAUUCAGAUCUAAGAAGUACUUGUAAACGACCUUUGCGCUGGAAAACCUAAGUGAGCUUGCUGCCAAAUUAAGUCCAGUUUCUGAUUCGUCAAUAGGCUGGCUUGAGGGUUUUAGAACAAUUACAGGGCGGAGAAUGCGAGGCCAACGCAAUCCCGUAUUUCUUUUCGAUACUCACUGAAAAUUGCUUGUCAAGAAACAUACAGUAAGACGUACCUCUUGCAUGGAAAUUCACGACACGGAUGAUCAAUAAACGCUUUAAUUAUUAAUUUUCGCACGUUGAACACAUGAUUUGUCUAUGAGCAUACCCUAUGUUACACCCUGGGUUAGUGAUGCUGUUUUAACGAACCAUUCUUUUCCUCUCCAUUAUUUCUUGCAGGAAAAAGACAAUAAAACUGAUUACAAAGACGAUAUCAAAGCCCUAACGCUACAGAUACAGAAUCUUGUGACUAGAGUCAGCGAGAUGCAGAACGACUUGAAAAAGAAAGACGACAAAAUAAAAACCCUGAAGAAAAUGGUCAAGAAAAAUAGCGGAGACGGAAAAGGGAAAAUUUACGAGUCUGUUCAAGUACUUGUUUAGCAAUCUGUGAAACGCAUCUCACCACACUUGUCGAAAAUGGGGGGGGGGCUACUUUGUAUGGGCGUGGCAGGGGGAAGCUCCAAUACCAACGUCUCGCAGGCAUUUAGGGCCAUAUCGGCUUUCUUUACUUAUAAGACAGAGAAUUUAACUCUUACAAGAGAAGUGUAGGGUUAUGUGCGCCUAAGACAGCCUCUUUCCCUUUUUUCCGGGAAGUUGCUUCGACCAGGUUUUAAUUGACACAAAUCACAGUCAACUUAGGAAAAGAAUUUGUAGAUAGCUAGGCAUCGUCCCCAACAAACAGAAAUAUUUAAUACUUUGACAUAUUUCAAUCAGAAGGCCUCAAAGGUUAUCACAGAACACUCAAAACCUAACCUUGGCCUUAGGCUAAAAGUCCACUUAAUUUAACCCUUUAACUCCCAAGAUCUCAUUAAAAAUUCUCCUUACUGUCUGCCAUACAAUUCUUCUAAUGUUUUUUCUGAGAAUUUGGUAUUGGAUCAACUGUUAAUCCCCUAAUUGAUACUCUUCUUGGUUCUCAUCACUUGCCUCCUUGAUUUUGUAUAGAUAUUGUAAGGAGAAAUUCUGUCUUGGUCACUCAUGGGAGUUAAAGGGUUAACGCAGUUAAAAAUGUAUCAAAUAUUUAUGUCCUCAUCAUACAAAAAAUUAAAACUCGCCAAAAAUUUUAUUUUAAGGACAGUAAACAACAUUUUACUUACCGUCGCAAAGAGCGCAAAGUUUUCUCAGUCAGAAUAAUUCGUGAAAUAAAAAAGAUGUGAAAUUUCAUUUUAGACUCACUCAGACGAAAAUAAUAACGCGAGAAUAAAUUACGUUAGCGUUAUAUUUUACGCAACAUCUAAAAAGAAC
Pocillopora meandrina is the source of this 15580-nucleotide messenger RNA. The record is from the annotation of a GenBank genome assembly. NCBI's taxonomy places the organism in Eukaryota, Metazoa, Cnidaria, Anthozoa, Scleractinia, Pocilloporidae.